CUUGGUAUUCGUCAGAUCACUACUACUACUACUACUAGUGCUUUUGAUGUUGCUAUAAUUGGUGGAGGAAUAGUAGGCGUUGCAACUGCGAGAGAAUUGUUGAUUGGCAAUCCUGCACUCAAGGUGUGCUUGAUGGAACGCGAGUCUACACUCGGUAAACAGCAGAGUUCGCAUAACUCUGGUGUAAUACAUAGUGGUGUCUACUACAAACCUGGCUCAGCACGCGCUCGACUCUGUGUGCAGGGCUCACGUCUAAUGUACGACUAUCUACAACAGAACAACAUAGCGCACGAGCGAUGUGGCAAAUUGAUCGUCGCAGUCAAUGAUGACGAGCUGAGUCGACUUGACGACAUUUAUCAGCGCGGACUCACCAACGGCGUACCCGACCUACGCAUGGUCGACCCAGCGCAGAUGAAGGAGAUCGAGCCACAUGUCGUGGGUCUACGCGCUAUUCACUCUCCGCACACUGGCAUCGUCGACUUUGGCGUCGUCACUCAAUCAUUUGGAUCGGAUGUCAAGAGGAUGGGCGGCAACAUCAUGCUCAACUUUAAUGCCUCCCAAUUCGACAUGCAGCGCGAUGGAACCAUGCUGGUUGGCGCCGCCGAUGGACGACAGGUGUCUGCGGCAUUCGUCAUCUCGUGUGCCGGCAUGUACAGCGAUCGUGUUGCCAAGUUGGCCUAUGGCAAGGAUCAGCCUCACAUCGUGCCAUUCCGCGGGCACUUCCUCAGACUGAAGGAUGAGCAUCGACAUCUGAUCAAAGGCAACGUCUACCCUGUGCCAAACCCUCAGUUCCCCUUCCUUGGCGUACACUUCACCAAACGUAUCAAUGGCGAGGUUUGGCUUGGACCCAAUGCCGUAUUCGCCACAUCACGCGAAGGCUAUCACUACAGCGAUGUUAACCUGCGCGACAUGUACGAGGCGAUCAUCAACCCUGGCUUCAGACGACUGGCUGCCAAGCACAUCAGGACUGGUGUCCAGGAGUUUGUGCAGGACGUCUUCCCGCGGGCAUUCCUCCAGCGUCUGCUGCCGUACAUGCCGCAGCUCACCGUCGAUCAGGUCGAGUCGGCUGGCAGUGGAGUGAGAGCUCAGGCCUUGUCAAUGGAUGGCACACUCAUUGAGGACUUCAUCUUUGACGCGCCAGACAACAAGCCCAUCCUACACGUUCGCAACUCACCAUCACCAUCCGCCACAUCCUCAUUGGCCAUCGCUCAAGAGAUUGUCAAGAUGGCCAAAACAAAGACAACACUACCCUUGGGGAUAGUU
This is a messenger RNA of Acytostelium subglobosum LB1, 1263 nucleotides long. RefSeq lists its product as hypothetical. The transcript has a single exon. The record is from RefSeq and is a predicted model, not a curated record. Gene Ontology annotation, molecular function: (S)-2-hydroxy-acid oxidase activity; (S)-2-hydroxyglutarate dehydrogenase activity. Lineage: Eukaryota; Evosea; Eumycetozoa; Acytosteliales; Acytosteliaceae. The annotation marks the transcript as partial.